This is a messenger RNA of Suillus fuscotomentosus, 1527 nucleotides long. RefSeq lists its product as uncharacterized. The record is from RefSeq and is a predicted model, not a curated record. The coding region runs from base 1 to 1527 and encodes 508 amino acids. NCBI's taxonomy places the organism in Eukaryota, Fungi, Basidiomycota, Agaricomycetes, Boletales, Suillaceae. The transcript has 4 exons.
AUGCCACUCAGUAAACAUUUCUGCUCAGUGGGCCUCGGGAUGAAGCUGGCAUCUUUGAUGUCAGCUCCUGAGGUUCACGAUGUAACAACAAUGGAUCGACUCACCAGCUCGGGACUUAUUCGCUUGAUUUUGCAGGAAUCUUCACCUGCCAACAGUGACGAGCUUGGCCAUGUAUUAUCACUAAUUUUCAAGUCCUGUACGACUGAAGUUUUCAGAGCAAAGGAUCUCAAAGUUCUGUUGAAGAAAAUCCACCCUGAUACCAGGAUCGAAGCAUUUCAGCACAUUGAAGAUGAAGCAACCCUCGUACCACUCUAUGACACGCACACAUGUCAUUGGAACUGGCCACUCCCAGAGUCACAUUCAGAUAAACUCGCUGCCAGUGGGGAGAGAAGUAAUCAGGCAAGAGAGAACAAUAGCAUGGACCAGGGAGAGAGGGAAGGAGAAAAUAGUGGUGCCACGGAUCAGAGGUCGGGAGAAUGGGUUAUUGUAGAUGACACUGGUGCACCCACUGCCUCUGAGUCACAGGUUGAGAGUCUUAGCCAGCCUGAGGACAACAUAAUGUCAACAAAUGCCAGCUCUGCCAGUAGUGACAAAGCCCCGGUGCUCCAUGAAAUCGACCGCGAUUCUACAAAACCAUGGACGACCGAACAGGUUUUUGCAUCCUUCAAUAACCUUCUUACCUUUGCCCUCCUCCUGCAGAAGCCUGCACUCGCUCAGAAGCAUAACUUAUCUCGUAUCUGGAACACAUCGAACUCCUCGUCUGCAAUACAUGGUGAUGAAAUCGUGCACAAACCAGACCUCACCCUGCUCGAUGAUAUCGAGGCUAGAUGGGAUACAAUCAAGGCCAUAUGUGAGCUAACUUCAAGUGCCUACUUACCUUCACAUCCCCUUGCCAAAACUCUCAACACCAAGGCUUACCUGCUUCUCAAACACCAACUGUGGAGACGCUUCGCACUGUUGGUCUCCAUUUGCAAUGGGUAUCGCGAGCUUUGCGUCCAUCUAUAUGACCACUCGGGCGGAGUUACUGCUGAAGUGAUCCCAGAUGCACUGAUCAUGGAGAGUGAGACCACUGAGAUCGAAGAUAUUGUGAGCGAGCCCCCACAUACCAUAGAGGACAUGGUGCCCAACCCUGCAGCCAACAUCCCUCCAAACCUGGUUCCCCUCAUAGACGAAGUCCCUAGUGAUUCUUUGAGUGGACUCCUCCCAGAGCCGAUAGGAAUGUGCUAUCUGGCAAGAAAGGAUGAGGAAGAGUAUAUCGUCAAGGAUCACUGGGUCCUCGGGAGUAAAUCAGAGGUCCUGAAUGAAAUUCGUAUGAUGGAGAAAAUGGAUGGGAUCUGUGGUGUUCCUCCCCUUGUCGAAUAUUGGCUUGUGGAGAUGGAACCCGGUAUAACACUUGGGUUGGUGUUGGGGGCACAUACAUCGAAAACCCUUGCUAAUAUGUAUAGAUAUGCACCUUGUGCACUAUUACAAUUUUUGCCUAUGCAGAUUCCGGACUUUCACGUUGUAGGAUAUAUUCUGGCUCGCUAG